CUUACCCUCAGUUUAGUGAUUUCGUUCGCUGCGCUUGCGUCUCUUUUAGCUCGAUUGGAGAUUGGAGAGUGAUAUAAAUUAGGCUUUUUCGUAGUAAUCAUCUUAUUUUGAACUUGAUUUUUUGAAAUAAAAAAAAUUGCCUUUGAAACAAAAUUGUGAAGUGAGGAGAAAUACAAUAUAUUGGAGUUGAAGUGGAGUACAUAAAUUAUAUAUAUACACAGUCGUAUAUACAGUACCGUACAGUUUCUAUAAAAAACUAUCAAAAGAAUCAAUAUCGUAACUCACAAUAAGAAAAAUGGCAUAUGUUAAUUUAUUUGAACGUCGUAUAGCCAAGGAUGUUAAGCAACUUAUGGAGUCAAAUUAUGAUGUGACUUUAAUUAAUGGAUACUAUUUAUUUCAUGUGAAAUUUCAUGGUCCGAUGAACUCUCUAUACAAAAAAGGUACUUGGAGUGUUCAGGUUAUUGUACCAACCAGUUAUCCCCAUAGACCCCCGGACAUAACAUUCUUAAAUAAGAUUUAUCAUCCAAAUAUUGAUAUACUUUUUGGUGCAGUUUGUUUAAAUCUUAUAAACGAAGAUUGGAGUCCUAAAUUUACUUUGUUCAAUGUGUUUGAACAUUUUCUUCCCGGACUUUUAUAUCAACCUAACCCUAAAGAUCCACUUAAUUUGAUUGCGGCUAAUGCCCUCAGAAACAGUCCAAAGGAUUAUGCAGAAAAAGUAGCAGAUUAUGUGCGUUUUUUUGCCAUUGACGAUGAUGCCGAAGGUAUUGAUUCGGAAGAAAAAAAACUGAGUAGAAAAGAGUUAAGUGUAGCUUUGCUAGAAAAUGAUGAAUUUGAAUUCGAUUUUGUUGCUGGAGAUCCCUUGUAACAAAUCAAAGAUGAACAUUGCAUCUUCUAAUUUAAGAAUAACCGAUUCUUACAUUUAAUCUUGACUUUUUUAGCAACAAUAUUUUAUGCCAAUUUUAAAUAUAAUAAUACAUAUAAAUAUAUAUUCAAAUAUGUAGACAUAUAUAAGUAAUGUUUUUGAUAC
This is a messenger RNA of Teleopsis dalmanni, 1027 nucleotides long. Its product is annotated as ubiquitin-conjugating enzyme E2 8-like. The transcript has 2 exons. Gene Ontology annotation, cellular component: nucleus. Gene Ontology annotation, biological process: protein polyubiquitination; ubiquitin-dependent protein catabolic process. The coding region runs from base 296 to 865 and encodes 189 amino acids. Gene Ontology annotation, molecular function: ubiquitin conjugating enzyme activity. NCBI's taxonomy places the organism in Eukaryota, Metazoa, Arthropoda, Insecta, Diptera, Diopsidae. The record is from RefSeq and is a predicted model, not a curated record.